Messenger RNA from Hydractinia symbiolongicarpus, 1289 nucleotides. RefSeq names its product aldo-keto reductase family 1 member B1-like. Gene Ontology annotation, molecular function: aldose reductase (NADPH) activity. Gene Ontology annotation, cellular component: cytosol. The coding region runs from base 55 to 1101 and encodes 348 amino acids. The record is from RefSeq and is a predicted model, not a curated record. NCBI's taxonomy places the organism in Eukaryota, Metazoa, Cnidaria, Hydrozoa, Anthoathecata, Hydractiniidae. The transcript has 5 exons.
ACAUUCUUAUAAAGCUCCUAUCGAAUAUAAAAAGUAAUACAUCACUUGGAUGAUAUGGUACUGUGUCGGAGAAUAAGUAAUCUGUUCAAAAAACAAUCCAUGCAGCUGGUUUUCUCAUGUCGCAAUCAUUAUUAUUUUAAGGCGAAACCAGAGAUGAUGCUAAACAAUGGCUGUGUGAUGCCACCUCUUGGUUUUGGCACCUGGCUAGUAUCCUCUGAAGAUGUACAUUCAAUAAAAUGGGCAUUAAAUAUUGGGUACCGACACAUUGAUUGUGCUUCUGAGUACGAAAAUGAGCCUGAAAUUGGAAAAGUUCUCCGUGAAACAUUCUCAACUGAGAGCAUUAAGAGGGAAGAUGUUUUCAUCACAUCUAAACUUUGGAUUGAUGAUUUUUGUCGUGUGGAAGAUGCGUGCAAAGCCACAUUAAAGAAUUUACAGCUGAAAUAUUUGAACUUGUAUCUUAUCCAUAUGCCAUUCGAAAUUGAUAAGAACAUAAAGGAAGUGUCACUCAACGAUAAUGUACUAGCGUACGAUGCCAAACGUAUUCAGGAGGUUUGGAAAUGUAUGGAAAAAUUGGUGGAUGACGGUCUUGUCGCAGCCAUUGGAAUCAGUAACUUUACAACGAAAAAAGUGAAAGAUCUGUUGGGUUCAUCACCGCGCAUUAAACCUGCGUGCAAUCAGGUCGAACUACAUCCGUAUCUACCACAAAAUCAACUGGUGGAGUUGUGUAAGAAAGAAGGAAUCGCUGUUGUUGCUUAUUCACCGCUAUCCAAUCUAGGACGUCCUGAUGACUGUAGGGAGGAGGGCGAACCUAGUUUGCUCAGCGACGCUGUUAUAGCUUCUAUUGCGAAAAAACACAAAGCUACAAGGGCACAGAUUCUUCUGGGUUGGCACAUCAAACGUGGAACAGGUGUACUAGUGAGAUCUAUUUCAAAGGAGCGUAUCAAGGAGAAUUUCGAAAGUCUGCAAAUAAACCUAGAUGACGAAGAUAUGGUGAAAAUUGGCUUAAUUACGACACGCUUUCGUUACAAUAAACAGUCGUGGAUCUUGAAAGAAGGACAAACGGCUGAUAAAGAUUUUUGGGAUGGUGAAAUGCUGGGGUGAUUGUAAUCAAAAUUAUUGACACUAGCCAGAAAAUUUUCAUUCCGGUUUUUUAAACUGUUUUUAAAAAUACGUCUGUAUGAAUUACGCUUGUGCGCGACGUUAAUUUGAACGACCUAAUACCGACUUUGCUGUAACUGCUAUCACGCACUUGAUUCACCUACAAUCUUGGACAAAAAUAUUAUAACGAA